Molecule: messenger RNA, 2901 nt
Organism: Engraulis encrasicolus (European anchovy)
Lineage: Eukaryota; Metazoa; Chordata; Actinopteri; Clupeiformes; Engraulidae
Gene: lrrc66
Exons: 5
Cellular component (GO): plasma membrane
Molecular function (GO): protein binding
Source: RefSeq, a predicted model, not a curated record
UUAUCAUCCUCUUCAUCCUCCUGCCCCCUGGCUUGUCUAUGUGACCAGGCUCCCCACAUAAACUGCUCCUCUCUUGGCCUCCAGCGGGUGCCCUCGCGGAUCCCAGAGACUGUCAGGACUCUAAACCUAUCCCAUAAUGCAUUGCGUUCCCUGCCGCCCCUGUGGCCCGGCUCUGGGGUGCUGGGGCACCUGGGCCACCUGUGGCUGGACCGUAACAACAUGGAGUCGCUGUCGCUGUGUGUGAGGAGGGCUAAAGUCGGGAUGAAGAGCUCGGGCAGAGAGGGAUGUGUGUCCUGGGCCCCUGCUCUGCGAAUGCUGUCUGCAGAGGGGAACCAAAUGCACCAGGUCCCCAAGGGACUAGGUGGCAGCACACACCUGCGAGUUCUUCAGCUAUCCCAUAAUAAGAUCUCUGCUAUCGGCCCCUCCGACUUUCAGGGAUGUGGAAACCUGACAGAGCUCCACUUGCAGAGCAACCGCAUCAGGAGCCUCCACCCCUUGGCCUUCAGGGAUCUGCAGCAGCUUCAGGUUCUUGAUCUGCGCUUCAACUGGCUCACCACCAUACCUUCACCAGUGUACCUAUCGCUGCUAAACCUGGAGGUCCAGGUGCACCUGCACAGCAAUAGGUGGAGAUGUGACUGCAACCUGCAGGCUAUGCACAAUAAGAUCCUGCAAAAUUACCCAGACCAAAUCCCUCAGUCCUGGAGCUUGGUUUGCUCGUCACCUGUCCGCCAUGCUGGGAAAGAUCUUCAGCACCUGAGUGAUCAGGACCUGACGUGUCCAUCUCUUGGAUUUAGCAGCGUUGACCACUUUGAUGAAGUAGCAGAGAUGGGUUCUGAUCUUCUACUACCAUGCGGUCCUAAAGAUGAAGAUUGUUCCCAAGCUCUCUGGUGGACACCCCAUGGUCAAGUCACUGGAACACAACAUGGCCUUUUGAUAGCAGACAUAGCAGAAAGCGAUGCAGGACUUUAUGUGUGUGUCACUGGACAACAGCAAGAGCAAGUGUCUGUCUUUGACCUUAAUGUUCUUCAAGAGUCAGCACACAGUAGACUAAGGCGCGCAGUUGAACACAGAUACUCUGUUUUAGAAGGCGGAAAUAACAGAAACACAGGCAGAGCAAAAACACAGGCGCAGUUUGAUCUGGCCGUCAGCUUGUCCGUCAUCAUCACCUUCAUCAUAGCCUUCAUCAUCGGGGUCCUCGUCAGGCCGUGCUUUGACAAGCUGUGGAAGAAGAUUCGCUCCAAAAAGAACGGCUCACAUGAUGUUGAGUCUGAACAUGACAACUCCUACCAGCAACCGCCAGUUUAUGACAACGAAGCUUUCCAAAUGGUUGACGAGCCAGCACAGGGCCGUGUGGGUCAGCGAGUCAGGAUCUCAGAUGUCACAGAGGUGAUCUAUGACGAUGCCGCAUCUGAAAGCAGUGAUGAGAGCGAAGUCCUGCGUCACAAUGGCUCGGUGGUGGUAGAGAGUGCCGAGACACAACAGCAGAGCAGCAGUGCUGCCAGAGAGCCAAUGGAAUCAGAUCUUCCGGAUCAGCAAGAAGGUGAAGCUUCAGAGAGAGACACCGAGGCGCUGUAUGAACCCAUCCCUGAUCCAGAGGACCUAGCCAAGGACACUAGUAGCUUAUCAUCGGCAUAUUCAACUGGAGAUCAAGAUCAGGUAUCAGCGGAUAACACCUAUGAAAAUAUUCCAGUCAACAAUCGACAGAUGGAGACGGACGAUUCCGCAACAGAUGACACUCCUGAACAGAACACAGACCAACAAAGUGCAGUGGUCAGACCCAUGGCAGUUCCUGUGUUUGAUUCAGAGCCCUUCCAGGAUUGGUCCAAAAAGAUCCCAACAAAAGAUCUGGAUCCUGAGCUGUGGAACGACAGUGGGGAGAGUUUUUCAUUCACAGAUGGAUCUGAGCGAUCAAGCAUACGCGAGAAACCACACUCCCAACCAGCUGGGGUCACUGAUGAGCCAUUGCCUGCAGACAGCGACAGUGAUGUGGCUCCACCACAGCUCAAGUCACCUUUGGUAAAAGAGGAUGCAGAUGAGGUGCAUGGAGACAUGGGAUAUGAUGAAAUGUCAAGGCGCAGUAGCUCCACUGUUAGUGAAGAUAGUGGGGACGAGCCAACAGAAUACACAGUGAACCCAGAGGAAGACGAUGAAGAGGAGGAGGAGGAGGAGGAGAAAGAUGAAGAGGAGGAAGAGACCCUGGGAAAAGUCCUCGCACCAAAUGAGAUUCCUUUGCAGUCCCACACAACUGUUGCCUCACCAAGGGAAGACAACGCCUUAGGUAAUAGACCUAGAGUGGACACCAUCAUACUAGAGCAAAGUGACAUGACUAUCACAAUGAUAAAUGACAGUUCUGAUCAGGGGCCAUUCGAUGAGGAUUCAGUGUUCCCUGAAGACGAUCAAGCAAGGUCAGUGGUCUCACAGCUGCCAACUUAUCCAGCACGACCAGACAGAUUUUCCAGCAGCGAAGAUGAAGAGGAGCCAAAGAAAUACAAUGUUCACCCCGUCUAUAGGAGGAGACCAGUUCUAAUCUCAGAAUCCUCAUAUUCUGAAAGGAUGAGUCUCACCAGUGCUGAUGAAGCAGAGAUAGCUAAAUUCCGCCCACACACCAACACACUAGAGGAUGUAAAGAUGCCUGACUUAGAGAGCCGACCAAUCAUCAUAAACACAUCAUCUCCCCGCCCCACAGGUGAUCCAUCCAUCAAACUUCCAAACAGAGUCCUUGACAUUGACUUUGAGAACUCUGCCACCAGUACAGAUGACCUUGGGACAACAUUUCAGAUUGAGGAUGCUGUGGCGAGUCUUUCCUUAGACCAGGUCCCACGGCCUAAAAGAGCACUAGUAAUUGAGGUUAAAGACACCUUGGACCACAAACGAGAAACAGGACUCUGCAAGCUCAGAUGA